Zerene cesonia (dogface butterfly) is the source of this 2840-nucleotide messenger RNA. Its product is annotated as sodium-dependent neutral amino acid transporter B(0)AT3. NCBI's taxonomy places the organism in Eukaryota, Metazoa, Arthropoda, Insecta, Lepidoptera, Pieridae. Gene Ontology annotation, biological process: sodium ion transmembrane transport. Bases 294 to 2465 code for a protein of 723 amino acids. The transcript is spliced from 5 exons. Gene Ontology annotation, cellular component: membrane. The record is from RefSeq and is a predicted model, not a curated record.
UAUAUCAUCGGUCUCCUUGCAAAUAAGAAAUAAAAUAAAAAGCACCAAAAAUACCUCUGUACAACCAUUUCUUUGUAAAACGUGAAGUGUUCAAUUUUCGUGUAAUUUGUGUGUCGAAAUGCUCCGAUCAAUAUCUUCGGUCUCUAAGUUCAUUCACUUCACAGUGUGUUACGCGGCAGCCGUUUGCAUACUAGCCAUUAUGUGCCAUGACGACGAGUCUAAUGAAAUAGUUUAGAUACUAAGAGAAUAAGACAAUAAUUACAAUAAUUAGAAUAAUAAAAAUUUAGUGCACAAUGGCGAACACGGCUCAAUUAAUUCGGCGACAAAGCUCGCGAGAUCUGUACGCGCAACGUUCCUUGGAAAGAAUGGAAAUGAAGGAAUUAAGGGGGCGUUUAGUUAAUCUAGAGAAUGGUCAGCCAUCGCGUGCACAUGCUAUGUAUGGAGCGACUAACCAGGCGUUCGAAGACACCAGUCCCAACAGGCAGUCAUCAGAAACACCAACGAGCAAGGAAAGCUCUGUUGAAGGAAGGGGUGUUUUCAAACCUGAGGGGGGGCAGGGAGAGCGAGAAUCAUGGGAUAGUAAACUCACGUUUCUUCUUGCUACAGUAGGGUAUGCAGUAGGCUUGGGUAAUGUGUGGAGAUUUCCAUAUCUAGCCCAGAAAAACGGAGGAGGGGCAUUUUUAAUACCGUAUUUCGUAAUGUUGGCAAUCGAGGGGAUCCCGAUAUUUUAUUUGGAGUUGGCGAUUGGUCAGCGUUUGCGAAAGGGUGCAAUUGGCGUGUGGCAUCAGGUUUCCCCAUAUUUGGGUGGUAUUGGAAUAAGUUCCGCGGUAGUUUCGUUCAAUGUCGCAUUAUACUACAAUUCUAUAAUAGCCUGGUGCCUAUUCUAUUUCGCUCAGAGUUUUCAAGCGGAACUCCCGUGGUCGGAAUGCCCGAAGAAAUACUUCAGCAAUGGAUCGUACACAACCGAACCAGAAUGUGCUAUGAGCAGUCCAACUCAAUAUUUCUGGUAUCGGACCACAUUACAAGUAUCGGAGGACAUCAAUUACCCAGAAACAUUUAAUUACAAAAUAGCCCUAGCCCUCAUCAUAGCCUGGAUUUUGGUAUACAUGUGUAUGAUCAAGGGUAUUGCAUCUUCUGGAAAAGUUGUUUACGUCACCGCCACUUUUCCCUAUAUAGUCCUGGUGAUCUUCUUCUUCAGAGGUAUCACUUUGAAAGGUAUGGGAGAUGGAUUGAUACACUUGUUUACACCCAAAUGGCACAAGAUAUUAGAUCCCGUUGUCUGGUUAGAAGCAGGAACACAGAUAUUCUUCUCUUUAGGCUUGGCGUUUGGAGGCCUCAUUGCCUUCAGCUCAUACAACCCCGUUGACAAUAACUGUUACAGAGAUGCCAUUAUGGUAUCAAUGACUAACUGCUUAACAUCUAUGUUCGCUGGCAUCGUUGUGUUCUCAAUCAUUGGAUUCAAAGCGACGAUGAUAUACGAAAAAUGUUUAGAAUCGAGGAACGAGACGCUUCUAGAACUUUUCGGGUCAGCGUACAAGAGUAUGGUGUUGCCAGAACCGGGACAGAAUGUGACGGUUGAAAUGAAUGGAAAUUUGACUCAUUUAAUAAUGCCACAUUUGCCGGAGUGUGAUUUACAAAAGGAAUUAGAUAAUACGGCAUCUGGCACCGGCCUCGCGUUCAUUAUUUUCACGGAAGCGAUAAACCAAUUUCCUGGCGCGCAAUUUUGGUCCGUUUUAUUUUUUCUAAUGCUGUUUACUCUGGGCAUAGACUCGCAAUUUGGGACAUUAGAGGGUGUGGUAACUUCGAUUGUGGAUAUGAAGCUUUUCCCGAAUUUAAGGAAGGAGUAUCUGACAGGCGGCAUCUGCCUCUUGUGUUGUUUAUUGUCUAUGGGAUUCGCACAUGGCGCUGGCAGCUAUAUUUUUUUACUGUUCGAUAUGUACAGCGGUAAUUUUCCACUGCUUAUCAUAGCGCUGUUUGAAUGCAUCGGAAUUUCUUACGUCUAUGGAGUUAAGAGAUUCGCUGACGACAUAGAGUCAAUGACUGGCCAGCGACCAGGCAUAUACUGGUUAAUUUGCUGGAAGUACCUCUCCCCCCUGGCCAUGAUAUCGAUCCUGAUCUCAUCAUUUGCGGAAUUAGCUGUGGAAGGCUCCGGGUACGACGCCUGGAUCAGCUCUGAGGGCGACACAAUAAGGAAACCUUGGCCGAUCUGGGCUAUUUUACUGGUUUUGGUCCUUGUUUUGGCCUCCGUGUUGUGGAUUCCUGGUUUGGCUAUUUGCAGGUACUUCGGUAUACCGGUUAUAGAAGACGAGGAACGCGCCUGGUUCCCUGCUGAAGAACUUCGUGACUUCCACGGUAUAGAACCUCGUCCAGUCUCCACUCUAGAGACUCUGCUAUUCUGCACCAGACCAGACGGCACUGAGGGAUGCUGCUGGCCAGGCUGCUGCGAAACCGAUGAUGAAGAAUAGGCACAAAUUAUCACGUAAAAUGAGCGCACAAAAAGGUUUCGAUUAGAGUAUAAUGUAGAUCUAUGUGAGUUGAACUUCAAAAUACGAGUAUAGUACAAUAACGAAAUGCUAGCAAAAUUGGCUGACCUUAUGAUACAUAUAUACGAUCUGUUAAAAACUGUGUUUAGAACAUACAAUAUACAUUUUUAUACGCAGAUGACUUAAAUAGAAACGUAUAAAAGUCAACUGGGUUUAAAAAUUACUGUAUUAAAUACCUAAAUUCAUAUCAAGUAUCAGGAUUAUCAAAUACUUAUAUAAGGUAAGAUCUCUUAGUGUAAAAAGACUCAAAGCAAAUGACAAUAAUUGACAGAAUUGUUACCAUACUUGUUGCUGCGA